AUGGCUGAGCAUAUCAUUAGCGACGAUUUAAAAUAUCUUCCUGAUUUUAGUUUUGAUGACGUUACAGAAUAUGCUGAAAAGCAUGCUGGGGAUGGAAAUAGCGCCAAGAGAAGCUACCAUGUUUCUCGUGUUAUUGCUGUACAUGGAAAACCACUUUCCGAUGGUUUUCGAAACUGCUCAGAAGCGCUAUUCGAAGAUUUCCCUAACAAGUCUGAUAUUCUCAAAAGAAUUGACGAGCUACCUAUUGCAAGAAAUACAGUAAAAGAAAAAAUCAUUGCAAUGAAUGAAGAUGUAACAGAACAGCUUUUGCUUGAUUUGAAGCAAGCAAAAAUGUUCUCAAUUUGUUUAGAUGAAAGCACCGACGUGACAUCAUUUUCUCGUUUAGCAGUUUUUGCAAAAUUUUCAUCAGGAAAUGUAAUGAAGGAAGAGCUCAAUAAAUUAAUGACCUUGUCUGAAACAACAAAAGGCCAAGAUGUAACGACUGAAUUUUCUGUGUUAGGAAUAGAUAUGGAAAAUAUUGUGUCGGUAACGACUGAUGGAGCGCCAAGCACGAUAGAAAAACGUUGGAUUUGUUCAACUACUAAAACAAGAGUUGAAGCGCGACUUCGUUGA
Molecule: messenger RNA, 612 nt
Organism: Styela clava
Lineage: Eukaryota; Metazoa; Chordata; Ascidiacea; Stolidobranchia; Styelidae
Source: RefSeq, a predicted model, not a curated record